This is a messenger RNA of Ostrea edulis (European flat oyster), 513 nucleotides long. RefSeq lists its product as uncharacterized. The coding region runs from base 163 to 513 and encodes 116 amino acids. The transcript is spliced from 2 exons. The record is from RefSeq and is a predicted model, not a curated record. NCBI's taxonomy places the organism in Eukaryota, Metazoa, Mollusca, Bivalvia, Ostreida, Ostreidae.
CCUGGUAAUCAUGUAAUUAAGCUGCCAUGUAAUAUUUUACCUGCUUUUCUAUUUGUCUUCAGGAAAUUAAUUCAUAGCAAAUACUUCAUUAACUAAUGAUUCAGUAAUACAUGUUGAUAAUGCAAUUACAAUUUUAGGUGCAAUUGUGGAUCAUGCACACCCAUGCCCACAGCAUUAGAAAGCAAAUGCUGCUCUGAAAUUCCACAGAUUGUCGAGAAAAUUGAGUCUUAUAGUGAUGAUUUAACCUGCAUUACAAGACAUCCUGGAUUCCAGACUGUUUGUCUAGACGUCUUUGUCCUGGAGACUGCAUACUACCAGUAUCGUUCUCAGUAUGGAGAUAUACAGAACAGCAUGAAUGAGAGAAACAGAUAUACCGCAUAUCGUCAACUAGCUCGUUGGUGUUGGGGCUACUUAGGAAAGAGUGUUCGAGUUCCCCUCCCCUCCUGUGCAGUAACAAAGAUCCGUGAGACAUUCAGCUCAGAGGAGUAUCACGGAUAUCAAGACCCAGAAUGA